GGGCCAUCCCAGGCAUUGAUAAGUCCCAUGAUCCGGGUCCUACCCAGUCGGCCGGCCAGUGCUCUGGAACCCAAGUGACUCCAUCAGCAUGGCUCCCACCAGCACAUCAAAGAUCUCCCUCCCAUGCGGAUCCCGAAGGAGGAGGCUUGUUUUGAAGCCGACGCAGCAAGGGGCUCUGCACGCAUUGUUCCAACAGAACCCGUACCCAGGCAUCGCCACCAGAGAACGACUGGCCCGAGAGCUAGACAUUCCAGAAUCCAGGAUCCAGGUGUGGUUCCAGAACCAGCGCACGAGACAGCUAAGGCAGAGCCGAUUGGGGUCUGCCAAAUCCCAAGGGCAAGGGCCAACACAUGGACAGGAACAGCCUCCAUCUUGGACUCAAGAACAUUUCACAAAGGAUGGCAGGAGAAAACGGACAUCGAUUUCUCCAUCCCAAACCAGUAUACUCCUUCAAGCCUUUGAGAAGAACCGCUUUCCAAGCAUUGCUACCAGGGAACACCUGGCCAGCCUCACAGGUCUUCCGGAAUCCCGCAUUCAGGUCUGGUUCCAGAACAGAAGAGCUCGGCACCCAGGGCAGAGCAGAAGUGGCCCCGUAAAGGACAUGGAAGCACACCCCAAACCCAGUCCUUAUGUGACAGUCCCAGUGGAACCAGGCCUCCUGGCCAGGGUCCCUGGAGUCUCUUCAUUCGACACGCACUUCUUUGUCCCCCAUCCCAAGGGGAACACCAGCAGCAACAUGAGCGCACUGGCAUGA
Zalophus californianus (California sea lion) is the source of this 754-nucleotide messenger RNA. RefSeq names its product double homeobox protein 1-like. NCBI's taxonomy places the organism in Eukaryota, Metazoa, Chordata, Mammalia, Carnivora, Otariidae. The coding region runs from base 89 to 754 and encodes 221 amino acids. Gene Ontology annotation, molecular function: DNA binding. The record is from RefSeq and is a predicted model, not a curated record. The transcript has 6 exons.